GCCUCUUUCAACCGUCUCUUUGCUGCGAGAAAUUCUUUUCUUUCUGACUUUUAAUAUUCUGAAAAUUUUUCCGUAUUGAGACAAAAGUAUUUACCUACAAUAACAACGAUACAAUUUCUUUUGAAAGCUAUUAUUAAAAAAACAAACUUGAUAUAUGCAAUGAUAAUCGAACAAUAGAGAGUUGCUAUAGACUAGAAUAAUGCAUAUACUUCCAGUAUCAUUUGCUCUGUUAUCUUAUACCGGUUAUUGGCGACCAGUGCAUUUUCCUGUCAAUUCAUUGAAAUAUUGGAUGUACAAUACUUAUUCGGUUUUUAUGUUUAUUUUACUGCAGUCGUUCGUGUUUUGUGGUAUAGUUGACACUUUUGUUUUAUCGGCGAGCCUGGAGGAAUUUAUAGAUAAAUGUUAUAUAUUUCUAACUAUUUUUGGCAUUUUCUGCAAAGUUAUGCAUCUCUUCAUACGUCGGAAGAAGAUCAUUGAUUUGGACAAGAUGUUAUUGAAGGAUAAUUGUAUUCCUCGAGAUAUAGAAGAGACACUGAUAAAAAAGAAAUUUGAUCGGCACGUAAGACAGCUUACAAUCGGCUGCGAGAUCCUUAAUGAGUUCACUGCAAUAUUCGCGACUUUCGCGCAAUUUUACACAUUUUUGAAGAUGCGCAACUUGCCUGUGUUCAACUGGGCGCCUUUCGAUCUUUCAUCAAUAUAUGUUUUCUUACCUACGUUGAUAUUCCAAUGUGUGGCUUUGAUGUUAUGCGCAAAUUCCAGUGUCGCACACGAGACUCUAAUUGCCGGUAUGAUGAUCCAGGCCUGCGCUCAAUUCGAAAUUUUGUGCCAUCGCGCUCAUAUAUUGCCAGCAUUGUUGAUGAAUGCUGAGAAGAAAAGUAAAUCAGACGAAGAUCUGGCAGCACGCGAGAAGACACUCAUUCGCGAUCUAAUAUAUCAUCAUUUGUACAUUUAUAAAUUUGCGCAUACAGUUAAUGCAGCUUUUACCAUGAUGAUAUUCGUCCAAUUUUCCCUCAUCUCUUUAGUUCUCUGCAUGAGCGUCUACAAACUAUCUACAAUAACAUCAUUAUUUACCCUUGACUUUGCACACACAUUUUCUUAUCUCUGCUCCAUGCUCAUGCAAAUAUUUCUUUAUUGCUGGUAUGGCAACGAGGUGACAUUAAAGAGUAUCGACGUCAGCACUGCUAUUUAUGAGAUGGAUUGGACGACAUUAAGAGUUCGAGUAAUGAAAGAUCUUAUGGUAAUAAUGAUGCGUGCCGGCACACCUGUUAAAAUGUCAAGUGGCUACAUAGUUAUAUUAAGCACCGAAUCCUUUAUGAGCAUUCUCAAAAUAUCUUAUUCGACGUAUCAUUUCUUAAAAGACUCUUGAAAUGAAACGAAAGUAUCAGACUGAAUGCACAGAGUUUCAUUGUCAGUUAUAUUAUGAUUUCUUCACGUAUAUCAUCUAUAUUUAGGUAAUGUUCAUGUAUUCUGACAUAGAAAGUAGAGGAAUAAAUCAUUAGU
Molecule: messenger RNA, 1500 nt
Organism: Camponotus floridanus (Florida carpenter ant)
Lineage: Eukaryota; Metazoa; Arthropoda; Insecta; Hymenoptera; Formicidae
Product: odorant receptor 49b-like
Exons: 5
Coding region: 200-1366 (388 amino acids)
Biological process (GO): detection of chemical stimulus involved in sensory perception of smell; sensory perception of smell
Cellular component (GO): plasma membrane
Molecular function (GO): odorant binding; olfactory receptor activity
Source: RefSeq, a predicted model, not a curated record